Molecule: messenger RNA, 2881 nt
Organism: Phalaenopsis equestris
Lineage: Eukaryota; Viridiplantae; Streptophyta; Magnoliopsida; Asparagales; Orchidaceae
Exons: 10
Coding region: 253-2577 (774 amino acids)
Source: RefSeq, a predicted model, not a curated record
GAACAUCUAGCGGCACACCGCACACCUAAUUUCGAUUUCCCCUCGACUCGGAGAACAGCGCUUAUAAAAUUUCUUCUCUCUUUUAUCGUCAGCUCAUGCGAGAUUUAUCCGGAUCUUCAACAAUUUUAGGGUUUCCACCUCCUUCGACCUCCCUUUUCGUCUUAUUCCGAUCUCUUCCGAAGGGCCGUCGGCGUCUCGCUGUUGUUGUUGAUUGAUCCAUCCUCGCGUGAUCCAGGAUAACGUCGCAUCCAGAUGUCAGUAAGAAAAGUGAGACCUUGUAAAACUCUAAGCACAAUGAACCUUGAGCAGGAUAAUAUUGACAGUUUGAUUCGGCAAGCCAUAGGAAAAGAGUCUUUUCUCUCCCUCUCAAGAACUGGUGAUAGCCCUGUUCAGCUAAUAGAAUUGCUUCAUGCCUUUGAGCAGCAAGGAAGUGACAAAGUUUCUAAAAGCUCAAUGGGGGACAGCUGUGAUGAAUUCAAGGAGAACUCUGACAACAUUUUCUAUGCCGUCAAUUCCUUUUCCUCGGAAUCAAAUGGGAUUAAGGAUCCUCUUCAUGCUCUCAAGGGUUGGGAAUCUAAUACCAAGGGUUCAAAGGGCACACUUCCACAAAUGUCGUCACGCAAAAUUCCUGAAGCUGUAUUUGCAUUUGCUCAGGCAGCUGCAAAAGCCACCGGUGAGCCUGAAAAAUCAAACCUUCCAGGAUGGCCUUUGUUGUCACCCUCCAAAACACAAUUGCAGAAAUGUGACAAGUGUUCUCGUGAAUUUUGUUCCUCCAUUAAUUUUCGGCGGCACAGGCGCGUGCAUCGACGAUCUUUGAAUGUUGAUAAGGACUCUCAGAAAAGCAGAGACCUUUUAGGAACAUUUUGGGACAAGCUCUCUGUGGAUGAGGCCAAAGAGUUAGUGUCGCUCAGGAAUGCAACGGUGGAGGAAGUCACUGGUUCUUCUGUCAUCAAGGCUUUAUCUACAUGGUUUCGUAGAGCAGGGCUGUUGUCUUCUCUUCCACAGGGGUACAUUAAAGCUGGUUUGACACUUUUGGAUAUUGUCCAAGCAAGCCCUUCAAUUUCUCCCAUUUCAUCACAAGAGUUAUUCAGUGUUCUUGAUGAAGCAAGUGAAAAGACAUUCUUAUGUGCAGGGACAGCCUUGUCAUUGCAGAAGUAUGUCUUUGAUGGAGAGGUUGUGAAGAAGGCUUUGGAAAUUAGAAAUAUAGUAGCUUGCGCCAGUUUUUUAAUUGAAAUUGUACUGGUUAAAGCAUGGCUCGUUGACCAGGAUGCUGAAGCUCUAAGAUGCCAAAAGCUGCUUGUGGAUGAGGAAGAUGCCGCCCAGAAAAGACAAGCUGAGCUUUUGGAAAGGAAACGAUUGAAGAAGCUGAGGCAAAAGGAACAAAAAGUGAGCGAAACUUCCAAUGGUGGAAAAGUUGAUUCUAAGGGCCAUUCAGUUGACUCUCCUCCGGACCGCAUGGGAUCCACAGAAGUGUCCAGCUCUAGGGAUUCAUCUAUCGACUUCACUUCAGAAGAAUCACACAAUCAUGAACACCCGUUGGAUUUUAUGGAGUCAUCAGCUGCUGAUGAUGACAAGAAUACUGACCAGAGUGGAAGCCGCAAUGUACAGAAAGAAGAUCAAAAUACAAGCGAUUCAGCUUGCUGCUCUGAUGAUGCUGAGCAGAAUGUAAUCCACCAGACUCGAGGAACUGGCCAGAUGCAGCCAAAUCACUCCCGACAUGUUCACUCGAAAACCGCUCAAAUUAUUCCUAAUGGCUUUCAAGCAGGUCUGGUUUCAGCAUCAUCAAGGUCUUCAGUUAACAUUCGCCACAACAGCUCCAGGGACUCCAAGGCUAUAAGUCGUCCAAAUAACCAUAAGGUUUGGACCAUAAAAUCAAGGCCUGAGAGUGAAGAUGGAAGAUAUGGAGAACUUGCUAGUCAACCAUCUGUUUCUGACAGAGUUGAAGUCCUUAUUGGUUCAAUCAAUGUAUCACUCAGAGAUGGUGAUCUUCUACACCCAAAUACAAUCUCGGAAUCACAGAGACAGGAGAAGCUUGAGCUGGCUAAGCCUGAUUCAAAUCUGAACAGUGUCAGUAAGUCUCCAACAAAACUGUGGAGACCAGUGAGCCGCCAUGGCGAUGGAAAUUCCAUUGAAAUUGAUCACGGUGAUGUAAAACCUGGUAUUUCUGCUACUAAAGAUGCUGAACGGCUGCUACCCGAUGGAAGCUGUCCGGCUUUUGAUAAAAUAGUUUCUGAUUGCGAAAGUUGUGGAGGUGGACCUAUGAUGUUCUCAAGCGAAGCUGCCAAAGCUUUCCUCGCUCUGAGGUGGAAGGAGGCCAUUGCCGGAGAUCAGGUGUUGGUCAUUUCUUCCCCAGAAACUGACGCUUCAGGAGGUCCUAAUCCCAUUGAAGGUAACUUUGCAAAUUCACCCUUACAAACAUCGGAUUUUCACGGACGGCACGUCCUCGGACGUGUCGAGAAUCGGCUGGUGGGUACUGGCGUCAAUGACCCCGCAACAACUGGUUCGUGGCAUUUCAAAUUCAGACCGAAGGCCGAGAAGACCUCCAGGUUAAAAUAUGUUCCCAAGCAGAAGAGUUAGGCGUGCAGAGGAUUUUGAAGAGUUGUGCAGUUUCAAUUGACCCGUUUCUUAUUAGCAGAGGUUCGGUAUUCCGUGUUCUUGAAGCUAUAUGCCUUUUUGAAUCUCUUUCUGGUUUCAUUUUGCACUUGAUAGAAUUCGUUGAUGACCGCCAAACUAUAGUCUUUAUUUCUUUAAAUGAUUUAUCGGGGAACUUUUUUUAUCUCUGAAAGUUCUUUUUUUUUGUUUUUGUUUAUGUAAUAAUUUCUUCUUUGGUUUUAAUAGUAUUGAUUAUGAUAUCAUUUUGGAGGGGUCGUCCUUUUGUUUU